Molecule: messenger RNA, 9733 nt
Organism: Topomyia yanbarensis
Lineage: Eukaryota; Metazoa; Arthropoda; Insecta; Diptera; Culicidae
Exons: 3
Coding region: 2383-7686 (1767 amino acids)
Biological process (GO): DNA integration
Molecular function (GO): nucleic acid binding; zinc ion binding
Source: RefSeq, a predicted model, not a curated record
CUUCACCAGGCACAAUCAUCAGAAUGAGAUGCAGGAAAAUAUUUUCAUUUUACCGUUCAGUAUGAGAAACAUUUUACAAAUGAUAAUCGUGUAUGCCCAAAAGGUAUUUGUGCGGAUCUGCGAAUCCGGUUUUUGUGGAAUAAUUCGACCAAAGGUUAUAAUGUAGCAGCGGUGAAGAGUAAUUACAAUCAUACGGCUUCAUCCCACACCGGCAGCAGGAGAGCGCUGGCGAAUGUUCUCGGCCACCUGGAGCAGAAGGUUCAGCGCGGAAGAAAUGUUACCAGACAUCGCCGAUCUGGUGUCUGGACUUUUUUGAUAAUUUCAUAGAGAUUGGGUGUGCAGAUUGGCGGUUGGAGUUCUGGGAGGGAACGACUGGUAACUUUAAGGGUAUAUAUGAAGCCGAAAACACCCACAACAAUGAGGUAACUAACAUAAAGCUCGCCGGUGACAAAGUGAUAUUCGCACGGUUGAGUGGACGAAUCGAUUCUCUGAGACUGGAAACGUACACGCAAGGUUGUCAGAUCGAUUGGGGAUUUACGUCUGCAUAUGGGUGAACCCACGUACGCACCGGUUCGGCAGGAAGCAUUAGUUUAUUUCAGCAAUCCGUCCACAACGUUGCCAGCUCAACAUAACGCAUCCGAGGAGGAGCUUCGAUGUAUUCUGGAGUUUCACCAGCAGGGUUACCGGUGACAUGUUUGGAUGUGGCGGGCAGUACAGUCAUGACUUGCAGCCAGGGCCACACUGUUAAAGUGUUCCGACUCGAUAGCCAUCUAUUGCAGUUCACCCUAUGUUGACGUUUCACACUAGCACUGAUCUCAACACAGCAUAGCUGUAUGAUUGACAGAUGAGACGAAUGAGCGUGUCGUUCUCACUGUUAAAUACAUAUGUGUAGAAACUUAACGAAAGAAGUGAGAGACAUUGAAGAGAGGAGAGAUGGGGAUAAAAUAAUGAGAGAAGAAAUUAAUGUUUCGAGAGAAGUCUCCAGCAUAUGUUUUUGUAACUUUCUGUGUAUGUGGUAUGAGUUUGAAAAUUAUCGUCAUUCGUAAUCAGCCUUCAUAGCGAUAGGUUCGUCACCGUCCGUAGUGACGUAUAAAGAAUUGUACUUAGUCUGUAAUAUUAUGUAGUGAAAGUAUAGUUUAGAGUGAAAUAUACGUGUAAAGUAAUAAAUGUUGAGUAGUGUCAGGAAAUAAAGUGUUUGAUGUGUAAUGUGUUAUGUGUGUAUUACAUAACUUCCGAACUGGCACAGUGACGCUAUCUGCGCAAGGGUAGUCCAACUAAAUUUACGAUUGGACACGGAAAAAUCGGGUACGGACUAAAACCACGGAGGAACGCUAUUUGGCAAGGGUCACAACAUUGGUGCCGUGACCAGGAUAGUGUUCCAAGGAACCGACGCGGCGUCGGUAACACCAUUUUGAGUCCGAGGACAAAGCAGAUACCGCCAUCGCGCGCAGUCGCCAUCAUUCUACUUGCGUACAGCCAUUGCGACUCAGCAGUUCUGGAUUCGUUUGACGUCGCCAUUGGAGUUUUUCGGAUUAGACCAGGGAAGCUAAAAUAUACAAGGCCUAUUGGAUAGGCUCACAAGGUGAGUAUCUGUCCAAUAACUCCAUCUAAGCUUUCAUCGCUACCUGGUCGUUUUUUUCUACGUUUAUUUCUUGGGUAAAUACUUCACUACGCACGGUGUUCAUACGGUGGACGAAACACCUUGAACGGAGGGGACUUCCAUUCUCUUUCUCGGAUAGUAUUUUGGCAUCGGAGGAAGUUUCCUGGAUCAACAACAGGACGAUCGCUUGGUACGAGGAUCGCUGUGCAUGGCUUGGGAGGUUACGGAGAACGUCGCUGGUAUACUCUGACAAGGUUGUUCAUCAGCAACGGGUUGGUAAUUCGCCGGCGGCCAUUUUGGAAGACGGAGUCUACAUUCAUCGUCAGAAGUGCUGAAAUACGGUAGCGAAACGCUACCACCUGUGGUUCUUCUACACAACGGGAAGAAGGAACGAGUCGCAGUUAUAAAGUCGAGUACAAGGCCUGUAGUGACAGGCUCCCAGGUGAGUACCUGUCCUACUCGACAUAUUGGUUUCGUUUUGUGCUGCGCUUGUGCAUAUUUACAGUUUUGCAAACAAUACUGUCGGCAUCAUUCGGAUCAUCGGGUCAUCAUACGGCUGUCUUGGUUACUGACGACAUUAUUGAGGAUCUGGAGAAAAUUGGUAGCAGCUUUACGAGUUUUUUGGAGAGUUCCUGAGAGACAAAAAUACAAGGCCUAUUUGACAGGCUCACCAGGUGAGUACCUGUCCAAAUCGAUACAUCUCUCUUGGAAGGGUUCUCCGCUUGGUAUUUUUCUAGGAGACGAUUGCUGAUCCAAAACUCUCCAGCUCAACGGAUCUGACUAUGGGUAAGAAACUGAAACCCAAGAUCCACGUUCGGGAUAGCAUCGUAGAUUUUCUACUGCGAACGGAGAAAUUUCUCAACAGUAGCCAAGCAACCGACGAACUCCAAAUACAGUUUCGUCUGGAGAAACUCGAGGCGAAGUGGGACGAGUUUGAGGAGGUUCAAUGCGAUAUCGAGGGAUCGGAGGAGCAUGAAGAGAACACGGAGGCACAUCGGCAAGUUCGGGCGGAAUUCGAGGAGAAAUAUUUCGAGGUAAGGGCAGGGUUGGUUGGCAAGUUACCACGGCGGACUCCAGCGCCGACACAAAACGGAUCUAGUUCCGAACCGGCUGGUGUACACACUUAUGUGCGACUACCACAAAUAAAUCUACCGGAAUUUGAUGGUAGUUUCGAAAAAUGGUUGCCUUUUCAUGACACAUUUCGAGCCUUGAUUGACUCUUCACCGGAACUCAGUGGUAUUCAAAAAUUCCACUAUCUGCGGGCGUCUCUUAGGGGUGAUGCGUUAAAGUUGGUUGAUUCGUACCCAAUGAGCGAGGCGAAUUACAGGGUUGCUUGGAAUGGUUUGGUUGCACGGUUCUCUAAUGGAUAUCUUCUCAAGAAGCGGCAUUUGAAUGCGAUGUUCGAGUUCCCGAAAAUUCGGAAAGAGUCAGCAGCGGGGAUUCAUGACGUCAUCGAUUGUUUCGAACGUAACACCAAAAUCUUGGAUCAACUGGGUGAGAAGACUAGUGGCUGGGGAGCAAUGCUUACUCAUCUAUUGGUAUCUAAGCUCGACGACGUCACACAAAAACAUUGGGAGGAAAGCGUUUCUAAUGAGGUCGAACCUUCGUUUACAAUACUGGUGGAUUUUCUCAAAAAACAAACACGGGUUUUAGAUGCAGUUUCGGUGGACCAACGGAUGACUACGUCAAGCAGUCAAGCUGCAUCAACUGGGUUCAAAUCUCGUCCUGCAAAGGUUUCGGUCAACUCGGCGACCGGAAACAAAGGUCCAAGCUGCGCAUCCUGUGGUGAUCAGCAUUCUAUCGCUCAAUGUACGGCAUUCAGCAAACUUCCGGUGGACCAACGGCUACAGCUAACAAAUUCAAAGCGUCUUUGCAGCAAUUGUUUGGGACGAAAUCAUAUGGCGAGAGACUGUCCUUCCAAAUUUCGGUGCAGAACUUGCUCUAAAAGGCACCAUUCUCUUCUUCAUCCUGGAUUUCCUGGUUCUGGUACUGCUUCCACCUCCACUGCCUCUUCUUCAGCCACACAAAGCAUACAAGCUACGGCUCCAUCAACCUCUGGUGGUGCAUCGAACUCCGGUGGUACAGUAACAAGUUCGGUUGCAUCAAUUUCCUCCAAUAUGGCUAUGGGGCUUUCUGGAACACAUGUAUUUUUGUUAACGGCGGUGUUGAAAAUAAAGGACAGCUGGGGUAGAACGCAUCUCGCUAGGGCAUUGUUGGAUUCCGGUUCUCAAGCGAAUCUGAUGUCGGAGAAUUUGUCUCAUCUACUCAAACUACCUAGACGAAAUAAAAGAGUAGAAAUCAGCGGUAUUGGGUGCUCAAAGAAAAGUAUAGCUCACGAAGUUUCUGCUGUUGUUUCGUCACGGGUUUUGGAUUUUUCUUUGUCAAUGGACUUUCUGGUUUUGAGGCAGGUAACAAGCGACCAGCCGUCUACUUCUUUACCAUUGGCAGAUUGGAAACCACCAAACGGCAUGGAGCUAGCCGAUCCGGAAUUCUUCGUCUCUGGUCCGAUCGAUUUGGUGCUUGGGUCUCAAUUCUUCUACGAUUUUCAUCUACUCGAUGGUGGCCGGAUACAAAUUUGCAAACUCGGAUCUCCUUUGCCGAUAUUCGUCAACACGGUAUUUGGUUGGGUAGCUGCGGGCGAGUCGGAGUGGUCUACAGGAAAAGCUACCGUUAGUUGUCACGUAGCGAUCGCCGAGCCGCUUGAUAAGAUCAUCGAGAAAUUCUGGGCAAUUGAGGAGUUGUCAGAGAAGCCACUUCGAUCACAGGAAGAGAAGGACUGCGAACAACACUUUCAAAGCACGUUCACCCGUGACGAAUCGGGACGCUAUAUAGUGCAGUACCCAAAACGGAAUGGGUUCCACGACAAAAUCGGCGAUUCGAAGGGUGCGGCCUUACGACGAUUUCGGCAGCUAGAAAGGCGUUUGGAAAGGGAUUCAGACUUACGUGAUCAUUACAACGAAUUCCUACAAGAAUACCUUGCAAUGGGGCAUAUGCAACUGAUCGGAGAAAUGGAGGAUACACUGGAUGAAGGGCGCACUACUUACUAUUUGCCCCAUCAUCCUGUGUUUAAAGAGUCUAGCUCAACGACCAAGGUACGGGUAGUGUUCGAUGGAUCAGCGAAAACCACAACAAAUCACUCGCUGAACGACACUCUACUUACGGGUCCAGUAAUUCAGGACGAGCUACUGGACAUCAUGAUCCGUUUUCGCAAGCACGCCGUCGCGUUAGUUGCAGAUGUGGCCAAAAUGUAUAGGCAGGUACGCAUUCACCCGGAGGACGCGUCGCUUCAACGGAUCCUGUGGCGCUUCGAUCAGGCUGAACCGAUCAAGGUGUACGAGCUACAGACGGUCACUUACGGUUUAGCGCCUUCAUCUUUCCUUGCCACUCGCGUACUAAAACAGCUUGCCAUAGACGCCGGUGACAAAUACGAGUACGCUGGUCCUGCUAUAAAGAAAGAUUUUUAUAUGGACGAUUUUCUUUCCGGAGCGGAAUCGAUUUCGAAGGCGAAACGUUUGCGAAGCGAAGUUCAAUCCCUUAUGGCUGAAGGCGGAUUCGAUUUGCGGAAGUGGAGCUCCAAUCAACCGGAGGCUUUAGCCGACUUACCUUCCACAGCUCUAGAGGAGCAAUCCACGCUACAUUUCGAUGCAGAAACAAAGGUGAAGACGCUUGGAGUAGUGUGGGAGACAGGAACGGACCAACUGUGUGUUGAGAUACGAGCAACGGAAUAUGACGAUCAAUGGACAAAAAGGAAGAUAUUUUCGGAGAUUGCGCAAUUAUACGACCCGCUUGGUAUCGUGUCACCUGUGAUUGCUUGGGCAAAAAUUCGGAUGCAACACCUUUGGUUAGUUAACGUCGACUGGGAUGAUCCGAUUCCACGCGAGAUCGAAUCUAAAUGGAAUGAUUUCCAUUCACAGCUGCCCCUACUAAAGCAAUACAAAGUUCCCCGUUAUAUAUUUUCAUCGGAAGCUACAACGGUUCAGUUCCAUGUUUUCUGCGACGCAUCUGAAGUAGGCUACGGAGCAUGUAUUUACGCUCGCUCAGCCAGCAAGGAAGGUAAAGCUCAAAUCCAGCUCAUUGCGGCAAAAUCAAGAGUCGCGCCAAUCAAACGUCUUAGUUUACCGCGCCUUGAGCUGUGUGCUGCAUUAUUGGGUGCCAAACUCUAUACUAGAGUAUCCGCAGCGCUGGGGAUGGAGGGAAAUCCUUGCUGGUUCUGGUCCGACUCGACGGUCACGUUGCACUGGAUCGCAGCACCCCCAAACACUUGGCAAACGUUUGUGGGCAAUCGCACAUCUGAAAUCCAGCUACUGACACACGGACAUCCCUGGAACCACGUGAAGGGUACAGAUAAUCCGGCGGAUCACGUUUCGCGUGGUAUGCUGCCGGCAGAUUUCAUCGUCGAAAUUCUUUGGAGGAAUGGUCCCGGAUGGCUGGCAGACGAAGUGGAUAAAUGGCCAAAGCAUGUACACCCGCUUCUUCCAAACGAGGACCUCCUGGAACGAAAGAAAACGGUUUUAGUGGUUCAGUCAACGUCGCAGGAAAACCCGUUAUUUGAGCGCUAUUCUUCAUUCGGGCGUCUAGUUCGAAUCACUGCUUACCUUCGUCGAUUCAUUACACGCUGCCGCUCUAAACGUCAUGCAUAUGAAGCAUUCCUUUCGACGGUGGAGCUGCAAGAAGCAAAGCAAACCUUAGUAAAGGUGGUUCAACAAGAAGUGUUCCCAGAAGAGUUGAUUAAGUUGAAACAAAAACGUUCGGUUCCCUCGAAAUCACCCCUGAAAAAUCGAUAUCCUUUCCUAGACGAGAAUGGCAUAAUACGUGUCGGUGGCCGGCUGCAUUUCUCCAACGAAACCUACCAAACCAAGCACCCUAUGGCUCUUCCCAACAAGCACCCCCUUUCUCGUAUAAUUGCAGCGCAUUUCCACUCGCAAUGUUUUCAUUCUGGCCCCCGAAUGACCCUGGCAACAAUGCGUCGAGAAUUCUGGCCGGUUCGCGGAAAAACUCUUGCCAAUUAUGUGUGUCGCAAAUGUACAAUUUGUUUUCGCCACAACCCUGUCCCUGUAGCCCAACCUCAAGGACAGCUUCCCAAGGCACGCAUUGUCCCUAGUCGACCAUUCUCAAUCACCGGUGUCGACUACUGUGGCCCUAUAUACCUAAAACCUGUUCAUCGACGAGCGGCCCCGCAAAAGGUUUUCAUUGCUGUGUUUGUUUGCUUCGCUACCAAGGCCACUCACCUGGAACUCGUGUGCGAUUUGUCAACGGACGCAUUCAUUGCCGCACUUCGACGCUUUAUUGCCCGGCGCGGCUUGCCAACGGAAAUCCAUUCUGAUAAUGGCACAAACUUCAAAGGAGCAAAAACCACACUCACGGAAAUGCACCGCAUAUUUAGCAUCAAACACAACAAAGAAAAAAUAAUUAAUGAAUGCAGCAGCAAAGGAAUCACUUGGCGGUUCAUUCCACCUCGAGCACCAAAUUUUGGCGGCCUUUGGGAAGCAGCUGUCAAGACAGCGAAGUCCUCUCUGGUAAAAACAAUCGGCUGCCGAAAACUAUCAUACGAGGACAUGGUCACUGUUCUCUACCAGAUCGAGGCAAACAUGAACACUCGCCCACUAACGCCACUAUCCGAUGACCCGACCGAAUUAGACGCACUAACACCCGGCCAUUUCCUGACUGGCGGUCCACUUUUAACCCUCCCGGACCCUCAGUACACCGAAAUACCAACAAACCGAUUGCGGCACUAUCAGCAGUUGCAACAACUGAUUCAACAUCACUGGCAACGUUGGCGGAAGGAAUAUCUUACCGAGCUCAAUCAGCAGUGGCAGAAAUCCAGUUCUCCGGUGGACAUCCGUGUUGGCCAAAUGGUAUUGCUGCAGGAGGAUGGAAAACCUUCCGUCGCUUGGCCACUAGCAAGGAUCGAAGCAGUUCAACCCGGCGAUGAUGACAUCAUUCGUGUUGCAACUAUCAAAACAAGAAGUGGAACAUACAUACGACCGAUUCGCAGAUUGUUUCCACUUCCUUUCGACCAGCAAUUGGCGGUGCAGCAACAGCAACGAGCAGCAGCUGAAAGUGAAGAAAAGUUGUUAGAAAAUUAAUCAUACUUACCUGUUUAUUUGAUGAUCCAAUAUAUGUAAAUUAGACUUAGCUAAUUUAGGUGGCCGGUAAUGUUGACGUUUCACACUAGCACUGAUCUCAACACAGCAUAGCUGUAUGAUUGACAGAUGAGACGAAUGAGCGUGUCGUUCUCACUGUUAAAUACAUAUGUGUAGAAACUUAACGAAAGAAGUGAGAGACAUUGAAGAGAGGAGAGAUGGGGAUAAAAUAAUGAGAGAAGAAAUUAAUGUUUCGAGAGAAGUCUCCAGCAUAUGUUUUUGUAACUUUCUGUGUAUGUGGUAUGAGUUUGAAAAUUAUCGUCAUUCGUAAUCAGCCUUCAUAGCGAUAGGUUCGUCACCGUCCGUAGUGACGUAUAAAGAAUUGUACUUAGUCUGUAAUAUUAUGUAGUGAAAGUAUAGUUUAGAGUGAAAUAUACGUGUAAAGUAAUAAAUGUUGAGUAGUGUCAGGAAAUAAAGUGUUUGAUGUGUAAUGUGUUAUGUGUGUAUUACAUAACUUCCGAACUGGCACAGUGACGCUAUCUGCGCAAGGGUAGUCCAACUAAAUUUACGAUUGGACACGGAAAAAUCGGGUACGGACUAAAACCACGGAGGAACGCUAUUUGGCAAGGGUCACAACACCCUAAAAGGCCUUUGCGGUCCUAUCACAUGUAUUUUCAUAGACCAGUGGCAGGCCGAGAUGGGCGCAUCUGGUCGCCAAGAUGGUGUGCUAUGUGUGUGGGGCUUGAACUAGAACAGCUCCUACAAGACAAUGGUUACGAGAGUGUUCAGCAGGCCGUUGGUAAAGGAGUGGAUAAUUUUUAUAGUGUCGAUUGUUGAUAACAGGGCCAUUUAAUGGCGCCGCAAUUAAAUAUAGAAAGUUACUAAAUACAUUUUGAUAAUAAACAAGACUUCUAUUUACAUUGCUUUCAAUCAGAUAAUUUAUGUUAGAACUUGCUUUUCCUCUUCUAUUUUCCCGUUACCGCCUCCAGUGACCACGUGGAUGCUUUCGGUCACGGUAGAAUCCUUAAUUUUUCGUUUUCGCCUGCUACCAUUCCUUGACCUUUCGUGCAGCUUCUUGUGUCCCAUCAAAUGACUAUGUUCAACGAAUCUUUUUCCACACUAUUCACAGCCAUGGGGUCGUUCGCCAACAUGCCUGCGAUUAUGCUGGGUUAAAUGUGCUCUUCGAAGAAACUCCUGCCCGCAGAGGUCACAUUUGUACGCGCGUUCGUUUGUAUGGAUUUGCAUGUGCCGAGUCAUGUGAGAAUAUUUUUUAAACCCGCCACCACAGACUUCACAUCUGAAUUCUCGACCUUUGCUGUGGAUAAGUUUGUGCUGCGUAAGUUCUUUAGAUUCAAGAAACUUUCUACCACAGAUGUCGCAACUAAAUAUUUGAUCCGCAAGAUUCAUGUCGAUGUGAACAAGCUGGUGACGUUUCAAACUGCUGCUUUCCACGUAGCCUUUGCCACAGAUAUCACACUUAUACGGACGCUCGCCAGUAUGCAUGCACAUGUGGCGAGUGAGUUCAGCACUAGUUAUGAAUUCUUUGCCACAAAUAUCGCACUCUCCGAAAGCUCCGAAAAACGGGUUCUCAAAAAAUCUAACUUAUUUUCGAAGCAUAUGAAUUCAUGAAGCGGAAUAAGCAUAUCAUAACAACUUACCGUUCACCUAUCUCCACCUUACCGUCCUAUCACAUGUAUUUUCAUACACCUGUGGCAGGCCGAGAUGGGCGCAUCUAGUUGCCAUUGCCAGGAUGGUGUGCUAUGUGUGUGGGACACAUUUAGGUUCACUAGUCGUAUGGGACGACAAUACUGGAUAUGUAGCUCGGGAAGUCAGGCUUGACUGUUCCAAUUCACAACUAAGUCCGAAGAUUAUGCUAUCUGCCAGUGGUUCGGUAAUUUGUGACUACGGAAAUCAAAUGUGAAUCGUUCGUUUCCCACCUGUGGCGGCGGAAAAGUGGUUCGGUCCGGGGAAUCGUAAUGGGCCAGCUAAAGAAAACAAAUGCACAGCAGUAGCCUCUGAACGAAGCCAUUGCUAGCACGAGUCUUUGAUU